Cannabis sativa is the source of this 2843-nucleotide messenger RNA. RefSeq lists its product as uncharacterized. The transcript has 3 exons. Gene Ontology annotation, molecular function: protein binding. Bases 443 to 2560 code for a protein of 705 amino acids. Lineage: Eukaryota; Viridiplantae; Streptophyta; Magnoliopsida; Rosales; Cannabaceae. The record is from RefSeq and is a predicted model, not a curated record.
GGUUUUUAUUAUAUUCUUUAAUUUAAUUUGCCAGAGCUCUAUUAAUGUCCUUUUAGUACAGUUAGUUCAACUACAAUAUAAUACCAAAAGUAAUUCUUUUUUAUUUAUUUUUUUUUCUCUUUGUGAGAGAAUUAGUAUAUUAAUUAUAUCAGCUUUCUUCAUUCUCAAUCAUUUUGGUUGUUGCCUGUCUCUUCUCUGUUCUUUUUUCUUUUUAACUGUGAAAAUUAGCUGUAAUUUUUGCUCAAAUAAAUCUCUUGAGCAAAUAUCUGAAACUCAUUAUAUUACUCUUGUCCUACUCAACUCAACUCAACUCAAUCAACUUUGGUUUUGUUCAUAAGCUUAAUCACUUAUCUUGGUUUUUUCUCUCUUGUCCUACUAAGUUCAAUCAACUCAAAAAUAGUAACUAGUUACUGGUUACUUUCUGAUAUUCUGUUCUUGGAAAAUGCCUCCAACUUAUUUUCCAUUAAGGUGGGAAAGCACAGGAGAUCAAUGGUGGUAUGCUUCACCAAUAGAUUGGGCAGCUGCAAAUGGACACUAUGAUUUAGUGAAAGAGCUUCUCAAAAUUGACAGCAACCACUUGAUCAAGCUCACCUCAUUACGCCGAAUUAGGCGACUAGAAACUGUUUGGGAUGAUGAAGAACAAUACCAUGAUGUAUCCAAAUGCAGGUCUCAUGUAGCUAGAAAGCUUUUCCAUCAUUGUGAAUCAAAGAAAAGUAACAAGAACUCACUCAUCAGAGCUGGCUAUGGUGGAUGGCUUAUCUACACUGCAGCCUCAGCUGGUGAUUUUGGUUUUGUUCAAGAACUACUUGAGAGAAACCCUCUUCUUGUUUUUGGUGAAGGAGAGUAUGGUGUUACUGAUAUACUAUAUGCUGCAGCAAGGAGUAAGAAUUCUGAUGUUUUUAGGCUCUUGCUUGACUUUGCUUCUUCACCAAGGUUCAUGGCUGGUAAAGGUGGAGACUUUGAGGAACAUAUUGGUGAUAUUCCUUCUGUUUACAAGUGGGAAAUGAUUAAUAGGGCUGUUCAUGCUGCUGCUAGAGGUGGAAAUUUGAUGAUUCUGAAGGAGCUUCUUGCUAAUUGUUCUGAUGUUUUGGCUUAUAGGGAUGUUCAAGGCUCAACUAUUUUUCAUACUGCAGCUGGCAGAGGACAAGUUGAGAUUCUCAAGUACCUUACAAAGUCUUUCAACUUGAGCAACUCAACAGACAACCAGGGCAACACAGCUCUUCAUGUGGCUGCAUACAGAGGCCAACUAGCUGCAGUUGAAGCUCUCAUAACAGCUUCACCCUCAUCAAUUCACCAGAAAAACAACGCGGGCGAAACUUUCCUCCACAAGGCGGUAUCUGGCUUCCAAACUCUGGCCUUUAGGAGAUUAGACAGACAAAUUGAGCUGCUGAGACAAUUAGUUAGUGGUAAAGCUUUCAACAUCAAGAACAUUAUCAAUGCCAAGAACAACGAAAACCGAACUGCUCUUCAUGUCGCCAUCAUUGGCAAUGCUCAUUCAGAUCUUGUGCAGCUUCUAAUGACAGCUGAAUCAAUAGAUGUGAAUGUCACUGACAUUGAUGGCAUGACACCACUUGAUUACCUAAGACAAAGACCACCUUCAGCUUCAUCUGAUAUACUCAUAAGACAGUUAAUCUCAGCUGGUGGGAUAUUUGGUUGUCAAAAUUACAAUGCUAGAAAAGUCAUUGUCUCACGUUUGAAGAUGCAAAGCAAUGGAAACAGCAGCCCUGGAUCAUCAUUUCGAAUCUCGGAUACAGAAAUAUUCUUGUACACAGGAAUUGAGAAUGCAUCAGAUGGUAGUGGUGGUGGUGGUGAUCAUGUUAUUAGUCCAGUAAUUAGUGCAGCAGUUUCAAUUGAUCUAACUAGUCCAUAUGAUUACUCUGCCAAUGAGAACAACCGUAGCUCAUUCACUAGUAGUAGUGCAAAGACUAGUUCAGUAAACAAUGCAACAGUUCAGCUAUUGAAACAAGUCCUACAUUGGCCUAAGAUCAAAGACAGAACAAGAAGAAAGCCUCAAAAGGUGAAGAAAUCUGUUGAUAAUGAUGAUGAUGAUGAAGCAAACAAUUCAGAUAAUGCUGCAGCACCAACCCCACUCAGGAAGAGAUUUUCUAAGCCAACAACAACAACAAAUAACAAAAGGGCACUUUCUGUGAGGAGUAACCAAUCAAGUCCAUCAGCAAAGAAGAAACUUGCUUCUGGUAUAAGGCAUGGUGUUAUGCAAGCAGUACCACAGAUAACAGUUCCAAAUCCACACCGAUCAUCUCGGUCUAGCUCAUUCUCCAAAUCUUCAAUCUCAUCUCCAACUUCAUUGGACAAACAAAAGGGUGUCUUUACUGAGAAUGAUGACAUGGCUGGACCUUCUUGCUCAAGCUCAACUCAAGUACAUGACAAUGACAAUGACAAUCCAAGUUUGAUUAAGCAAGGAAAUAAUCAUGUUCACCAUAGUCAUAGCAAAAGGUUGAAGAGUCCUUACUUUUGUUUUGGGACAGCUGGUGUGUCUGUUAAAAGCCCAGUUAGUACUACUAUGCAUAGUUACAAACGCCCUGUUCCUUUAGUGGCAUGAAGGAUUUAGUGUCAAACUGUUUUGGGACUAGAAAUAUUUAAGGUGUAGCAUCAUCAGCUUGGAACACUACUAAUGCAAGAAAAAUCCAUUAAGGGCUCGCAUAUUUGAGAAGAUCAGUACUCAGUAGUUGUUUUUAUUUAAGGUUUGUUUUUAUUAUUAAUUAUGUAGAAAUGGUCAAGUACUAUUUGGCCUGUACUACUAUCUUAUCUUGUGUGAACUUCCUUAAUGUUUAAUUAAUAAAGAAUGGGCUAAAGCUGUAUAUAUUAUGCUCAUAUUUGAUUGA